Stylonychia lemnae is the source of this 951-nucleotide messenger RNA. NCBI's taxonomy places the organism in Eukaryota, Ciliophora, Spirotrichea, Sporadotrichida, Oxytrichidae. The record is from the annotation of a GenBank genome assembly.
AUGGAAACCACAAUCGGAUCCGAUCAACCAUACGUAACUCUAAAUAACGGUAUUAAAAUGCCUUAAAUUGGUCUUGGAACUUUUGCUUCAAGUGAGGGAGAUACUACAUAGCUUGUCAUCUCUGCAAUUAUGGAUCAUGGCUACAGACAUAUUGAUACUGCAAAAAUUUACGAGAAUGAAAAAGAGAUCGGUGAUGCUCUUCAAGAAUGCUUCAAAAGAGGAAUUAAGAGAGAAGAUCUCUUUAUUGUAUCAAAAUUGUGGCAUGAUUCAGAUAAGGGAGAUGUCGAGGGUGCUCUAAGAAAGCAACUUGCUUCACUUUAACUUGAAUACCUUGAUCUGUAUCUUAUUCAUUGGAUGAUCCCUAGCCUUGAUUGGUCCUUAGAAGAACCCAUUGGAAAGUUUCCUUUGCACAAGGUUUGGGCUUAAUUAGAACACUGUGUUGAAAUAGGACUUGUUAAGAGUUUAGGAGUGAGCAAUUGCACAACACCUGUCUUGAUUGAUAUCCUAGCAUUCUGCAAGAUUAAGCCAGUCACCAACCAAAUUGAACUCCAUCCAUAUCUCACUUAGAAGGGAUUCGUUAAUUUCCAAAAGGAAAAGCUAGGAAUCUACAGCACAGCUUAUGCACCUCUCGGAGCUUUCAGCUGGCCUCACAAGAGAGAGGAGCAUAAAUCCCUCAAUUUAUUGAAUGAACAAGUGAUCUAAGAUUUGGCUGCUAAGUACAAUAAACCCAUCGGUCAAAUCAUCUUGAACUGGCACCUUCAAAGAGGGCAUAUCAUCAUUCCAAAGACUGCAAAGAUCGAAAGAUUAAGAGAAAAUUUCUUAUGCUACGACUUCACCAUGACUGAAGAGGAUCACGCAUCAAUUGAUGCACUCAAUCAAAAUGCUAGAUUUUAUGAUCCAGUUAUCCAAUCUGCUUUCGGAUGGAAUAAUUUGCCAUACUUCGAUUAGUGA